UCUAUUAUACUAUUUACACCGGUUUUUUGCCAACACUGUUUGUCAGAAUAAUAUAUUUAUAACUGUCUCUUCAUUAAUGUCUACCGCUGCCACCACUCUUACCGGUGCUCAGAUCGUUGCGCAGUCGCUUAAGCAACAAGGCGUCACUGUCGUCUUCGGCAUUGUCGGUAUCCCAGUGGUCGAAGUGGCCGAGGCCAUCCAAGCGGAAGGCAUCAAAUUCAUAAGUUUCCGCAACGAGCAGUCCUGCAGCUACGCAGCUUCCGCCUGGGGCUUCCUCAACCAAAAGCCUGGUAUCUGUCUGGUAGUCUCGGGCCCCGGCGUGGUACACGCACUGGCUGGCGUCAUCAACUCUCAAGUCAACACCUGGCCGCUCAUCCUCAUUGGCGGCUCCUGCGAGACUUCCUUGGAGGGCUCCGGCGCCUUCCAAGAGUGCUUGCAGGUGGAGAUGUGCCGCCCUUACACGAAGUUUGCCCAGAGACCGGCGAGCAUCGGGCAGAUUCCGGACAUCAUUGAGAGGGCAUUCAGGCAUUCCAUUGUGGGAAGACCCGGGGCUGCAUAUGUGGACCUGCCGGCGGAUUUCAUCCAGGGCCGGGUAUCAUCGGGUGAUGUGCGGGUUGUCAGGGAGGUGCGGCCGACGUUUGCGCAGGCUGAUCCUGAGGACAUCCGCAGAGCCGUCGAGCUGCUGAAGCAGGCCCAAAGCCCCCUCGUGGUGGUGGGCAAAGGCGCGGCGUACGCUAGGGCUGAAAAAGAGAUCCGCGAGCUCAUUAAUGUCUAUCAGGCGCCGUUCCUCCCGACACCAAUGGGCAAGGGUGUUGUGCCGGAUGCUCAUCCGCGCAAUGCAUCGAGUGCGCGAUCGGGGGCACUCAAGGGCGCUGAUGUUGUUUUGCUGCUGGGCGCGCGCGUUAAUUGGAUUUUACACUUUGGCAAGCGCUUCAACCCCAAUGCCAAGAUUAUCCAGGUCGACGUGUGUGCUGAAGAAAUGGGCGUCAACACGCCUGUGGAUGUUUGUCUCCAAGGUCAUCUGCCCCUGGUUGUCCGCCAGCUCAUAGAUGCCCUCGAUGGUCCAUUUGUGCCCAACCCUGAGGAUAACAUCUUUGUCGCAGAGUUAGCCCGCCAUGCUUCUGCUAAUGUCGCCAAGCAGGAGAUCAAGUACCACUCGGAUGUGUUGCCCAUGACCUAUUAUCGGGCGUUCUACGAGAUCAAGAUCAGACUGCCCGAGGACGUCGUUUUAAUCAGUGAGGGUGCUAAUACGAUGGAUAUUGCGCGCACUGUGUAUGAUUUCCAACUCCCUCGACGCCGCCUGGAUUGCGCCACAUAUGCAAACAUGGGUGUCGGCAUGGGAUUUGCCAUUGCCGCGCAGCUGCACUACCCUUCGUCGCAUAUUGUUGCUAUUGUCGGUGACUCCGCGUUCGGAUUUAGCGCUAUGGAAUUGGAGACUGCUGUGCGUAGUCAUUUGCCCCUGGUGGUUAUUGUAAUUAACAAUAACGGGAUAUACUAUGGAUUUGAGAAGGACGAAUUUAAUGAGUUGGAUCAGAGAGGCAUAGUACCAGCUACUUCGUUGACACCGGAGGUUCGGUACGAGAUGAUUGCGCAGGCUGUAGGCGCUAGGGGUGAGUUGGUUAGGACCCCCGAGGAGUUGGGUGGUGCUGUGGAGAGGGCGUUAGGGCAUAAAGGAUUGUCGCUGAUCAAUUGCCUGAUUGCUCCUGGCGGUCACCAAAAGUUGGACUUUGCAUGGAUGUCCAAAUAAAUACUCUAAUUUUAAUAUCUCAAUAUAUCUGUUACAAAGGGGUAUAAACCAAAUAAGGAUAUUUAUUUCCUCCAAGAACAAUUCUUGGCUGCCCGACAGCCACACCUUUUAUGUUCCCCUGGUGUACAAAUAAACUAUAAUAAAAACCUACCAUCAUUUCUUAAUUGCCACGCGGGUAAUCAAUUAAUCUCAGUAAGGCAACAUGUAACACCAUAUGCCGUAACUGUGACAAAUACAAUAAACUAAAAAA
Molecule: messenger RNA, 1997 nt
Organism: Kickxella alabastrina
Lineage: Eukaryota; Fungi; Kickxellomycota; Kickxellomycetes; Kickxellales; Kickxellaceae
Product: thiamine pyrophosphate enzyme, N-terminal TPP binding domain-containing protein
Exons: 1
Coding region: 77-1747 (556 amino acids)
Biological process (GO): fatty acid alpha-oxidation
Cellular component (GO): peroxisome
Molecular function (GO): catalytic activity; magnesium ion binding; thiamine pyrophosphate binding
Source: RefSeq, a predicted model, not a curated record